UAGAGUGAAACCGUGAUAAUUACUGCUUAUAGUGAUUGCGAUAAAAUUUUUUUAGCAAAAAAAUAACGAAAUAAAAAUAAUAAAGAAGAAAUAAUUGACUGUUUAUAAUUAUUUGACUUUGGUAUGGACAAUUAGUGUCACAUGUAAUUAAUUAAAUAAAUGACACGGUGUAAAAAUAGUAAAUUUAAUUAUUCAAGAUGUACAGCAGAGUUUUGCGUAAUUUAUUGACUGUCAGUCGGAAAUAUUCUGGCACGAAAAUAAAUAAUCAAUUUAAAACAAAAUUUUAUUCUCGAGGAAAAAAUAAUUUCAUUCGUUCAUGCUACUCAUCAGCGGCUGCGGCAAACAGUCAGAAUGUUGAUACUCCAACCAAGCCAAAGCAACCGGAUAGAACUUGUAUAGACGAAGAGUUGCUGGAGGAAGAAGGAGAUUCAUGGAGUUUGAAGAACAAGCAUGAAAAAGCUAAAGAUCGGCUGGAGAAAAUGUUACAGGAGCCUGAGAUGCUGCGACUGUAUAAAGUACUUCAGAUAGAGGUUGAAGUAAUGAGACAGAGUGGUGAUGAUGUUCCCGAGAAUCUGAAGGACCGUGAUUGGGUCGAACUUUUGUUAAUGAAUUCUCAGGCCAAAAGAAAACGUUAUUUGAAUUUUUUAUUCUGCAUCGAGAAAAAAGAAGAGAACAAAAGAAAUAAGCGCUUAGCAAAGAGCAAGGAAGUCGAAGAAUUAAGGCAAGCAGGACUUUUGAGACCCAACGAUAUUCCUCUCUGGAUGCAAUACACAUUGGGAGGCAAUUCAUUAUUUAUGAGGAUUCGCGACAGCUCAAUGAACACUACAAGCAACUGGUGGUUGCAUCGAGCCUCGAUGUUUGGUCCCAAGGUGGUUCUCGAUUGCGGGUUCGAAGACAAAAUGACGCGGCAAGAGAUCAGGAAUUGUGCCAAGCAGCUGAUGUUCGCGUUCGCAGCAAACCGCGAAUACACAGAACCUUUUGACUUGCACUUCUGCAACUUGAACAGGUCGAGCUAUCUGUUCGAGGAGCUUUACAGCUUUAUUCCCACGAUGCUCGAACCAGAGUUCCCGAUCAACCUUCAUGAAAAUUCCUACUUGGAUUUGUAUCCAAGAGAUAAGUUGGUUUAUUUAACGCCAGACUGCAAGCAGAUGAUGAGUGACUAUGAUACUGACGCUGUUUAUAUUGUUGGAGCUAUUGUUGACAAGGUUUCAGGGAAUCCUGUAACUCUUGCGAAAGCGAAAAAAGAAGGCAUACGAAUGGCUAAAUUGCCAAUAGACAAAUAUCUAAACUUCGGCGGUGGAUCUAAUAAAUCUUUGACUAUUAACCAAGUGAUUGGAAUUCUCUGUGACUAUUACAACACAGGUGACUGGUAUCAUGCGUUUCGUUUCGUACCCAGACGUAAAUUAACGGAAAGCCGUGAAGUGCAAUUGAAAAAGAAACUGAGCUAUUACCUAGAAAAUAACAAAGAUUUUAAAAGUGGAAAAGAUUUUGCUAUAGAAUCUAGAAAUAAAUUCCGCCGUUAAUAAUUGUUAUAUAUUAGAUAAG
Molecule: messenger RNA, 1545 nt
Organism: Cotesia glomerata
Lineage: Eukaryota; Metazoa; Arthropoda; Insecta; Hymenoptera; Braconidae
Gene: rswl
Product: mitochondrial ribonuclease P protein 1 homolog
Exons: 4
Coding region: 198-1523 (441 amino acids)
Biological process (GO): positive regulation of mitochondrial translation; mitochondrial tRNA 5'-end processing
Cellular component (GO): mitochondrion; nucleus; nucleoplasm
Molecular function (GO): tRNA binding
Source: RefSeq, a predicted model, not a curated record